AUGGUCUUACUCAAGACUGUCCUCUGCGGAGCUCUGGCCGCCACCGCCGCCGCCAAGUCCGCCGUCAUCGACCUCAUCCCCAGCAACUUUGACGAUGUGGUCCUAAAAUCAGGCAAGCCCACCCUCGUCGAGUUCUUUGCUCCCUGGUGCGGCCACUGCAAGACUCUCGCCCCCAUCUACGAGGAGCUCGCCGGUGUCUUUGAGCACGCCAAGGACAAGGUACAGAUUGCAAAGGUCGACGCCGACGCCGAGCGCGACCUCGGCAAGCGUUUUGGCGUCCAGGGUUUCCCCACGCUCAAAUACUUUGACGGAAAGAGCGACAAGCCCGAGGAGUAUGGUUCCGGCCGCGACCUCGAGAGCUUGACCGAGUUCAUCACCAAGAAGACUGGCGUCAAGGCCAAGAAGAAGCUCGAGCUCCCCUCCGAGGUUGUGGAGCUCCACGACACCACCUUCAAAGAGAUAGUUGGCGGUGACAAGCACGUCCUCGUUGCCUUUACUGCUCAGUGGUGCGGACACUGCAAGAAGCUCGCCCCUAUCUGGGAGCUUGUCGCUUCCGAUUUCGCCAACGACAAGAACGUAGUCAUCGCCAAGGUCGACGCCGAGGCCCCCAACAGCAAGGCCGUGGCCGACGAGUUUGGUGUCAAGUCCUACCCCACCAUCAAGUUCUUUGCUGCUGGUGACAAGGAGGGUGUCGACUGCGACGCGACCCGCACCGAGGCCGGCAUUGUACAAUACAUCAAUGAAAAGGCCGGUACCCACCGUCUUCCCGGCGGCGAACUCGACGGCAGCGCAGGUACCAUUGCCGCCCUCGACGCUCUCGUUAAGAAGCUGACAGGCGGGGCAACGCUCACCGAAGUCGCCGCCGAAGUGAAGAAGGAGGCCGGCAAGUUUAAGGAGGCUGCUGAGCUCAAGUACGCCGAGUACUAUGUCCGCGUCUUUGACAAGCUCAGCCAGAACGAGGGCUGGGUCAAGAAGGAGUCGACCAGACUCGACAGCAUCCUAACCAAGGGCGGACUCGCCCCGUCCAAGCGCGACGAGAUCAAGACCAAGGCCAACAUCCUCAAGAAGUUUGUCGAGGAUGUCGCCGAAAAGAUCGAGGAAGUGAAGGAUGAGCUGUAG
Cordyceps militaris CM01 is the source of this 1119-nucleotide messenger RNA. Its product is annotated as protein disulfide-isomerase tigA precursor. Lineage: Eukaryota; Fungi; Ascomycota; Sordariomycetes; Hypocreales; Cordycipitaceae. Gene Ontology annotation, cellular component: endoplasmic reticulum. Gene Ontology annotation, biological process: protein folding. The record is from RefSeq and is a predicted model, not a curated record. The coding region runs from base 1 to 1119 and encodes 372 amino acids. Gene Ontology annotation, molecular function: protein disulfide isomerase activity. The transcript has 2 exons.